AACCCUAAUUCGGGCUGUCUUGUCUAGUCUAGCAAAAAAAAAAGAGAGAAGCCUUUGUGUUCGUUAACCUCUCUCAUCUUCACACAAUCUCAUCCCAUUUGAGAAAAGUAGUGCUCCAAAAACAAAAUGGCUGCUCCUACUCCUAGUCCUAUUCCCGUCGGCGUUACUAAGGAACAGGCGUUUACUAUGGCACAAACGGAGAUGGAGUAUCGGGUGGAACUCUUUAACAAGCUUGCUCAAACAUGCUUUAAUAAAUGUGUGGAUAAAAGGUACAAGGAAGCUGAGUUAAACAUGGGUGAGAAUAGUUGCAUUGAUCGUUGUGUUUCUAAGUACUGGCAGGUAAAUGGAAUGGUUGGACAGCUUCUAAGUGCUGGCAAGCCUCCCAUGUAAUUCAGUUUAAAGACAAUUAUUAUAGACCAAACGAUCCAUGGAGGGAACAAAACUCUGUUUUUUGUUUUUCUAAAGCUCUAGCAAUCUUGUUUUUAUUGUUAAGGGAGUCGCAUUACAUUUUUGGCGCUGAUUUGGACAAAUUAUGCAAUUCUCUGUGAACCCAUUUUUCUAAAGGGAUGAAAUGAAAUAACAAAAUCAAAAAUCCACAAACA
Camelina sativa (false flax) is the source of this 602-nucleotide messenger RNA. RefSeq names its product mitochondrial import inner membrane translocase subunit TIM10. Lineage: Eukaryota; Viridiplantae; Streptophyta; Magnoliopsida; Brassicales; Brassicaceae. The record is from RefSeq and is a predicted model, not a curated record. Gene Ontology annotation, cellular component: mitochondrial inner membrane. Gene Ontology annotation, biological process: protein insertion into mitochondrial inner membrane.